AUGAGCAAACCUUCGACGACGUACGGAGCCGUGAACGACGAUGCUUCGGCGUCACCGGGCGCUGAUUUGGAGCUCGGGAGAUCGUAUUCUCGCUCGGGAUCGGAUGCGGCGAUGAUGGGAGAGAUGGACGAGGAUGCGUUGAUGAGGCAGCGCUCGAGAAAGGAAGCGCUGGAGGAGGCGCUCCUGAGAGAGGAAGAAGCGCGCGAGCCGGAGAAAAUCAUCGAUAUACUCAAGCGAUACAUGGCUAAGGCGUCCGAGGUGGUGUAUCAACAGCUCUGGAUCCUGUUCUUGGUGUACAUCUUCGUGGCCAUUCUUGGAUUACAGGCGUUUGAUUCUUCGAGCGGCGCCGAGUUCAGCUUUGUGGACGCGUUCUACUUCAUGGCGAUCACGGUGACGACGGUUGGAUACGGUGAUAUCACGCCCACGACGGACAAAGGCAAGGUUUUCAUGAUUUUCGUCAUCAUCAGCGGAAUAUCGCUCGCGACGGUGGUGAUUUCGAAAAUCACAGAUUUGAUAAUCUCGGCAAAGGAAGCGAGCGAACUCGCCGCGCAAGCACGCCUCGAGCAAUCGAUGGAAAAGGAUUUGAUGAUGCUGCGCCAAAAACUUGGAAACAUUCUAAGUGCAGAAGAUCUCUCGCGUUUCUCUGAGGAUGCGAAGUCUGGGCAUGAUGAGUCCGCUGCGCCGCAUCCCGUCGUUCGCGUCGUGUAUCACCCAGUCAGCGUGAUUAUCAUCGUUUUACUCAUCGGCGCCGCGACAUUUUGUGCGGUCGAGCCUGAAAUCUCCUACCUAGACGGUGUCUGGUGGGCGGUCGUGACGUCAACGACGGUGGGCUACGGUGAUAUUCUGCCAACGACCGACAAGGCGAAGAUUUUUGCCUCGUUCUACGCGUUAUUCGUCGUCGGCGUGAUGGGUUGGGCCGUGAGCCAGAUCGCGAGUUCGAGCAUUUCUGCGUCGGCAAAGCACCAAGAAGAGCUUCGUUCGUUCUCUUUAAGCGCGAAAUGGCUCGCGGAGCAAGGCGGUGAUAAGGGAUACGUGGACAGGUACGAUUUUCUUCGCGCCAUGAUUGUCGCCCGAGGCGUGCUCAGCGCCGAGGAUGUGGAUAAAAUCGACGGAAGAUUUCGCCAGCUCGACGUCACGGGCGACGGUUCGCUGGACGUGGAUGAUUUAAUGGGAACGGGUUCGGGUAAGAAGAAGACGAAAAAGAAGUGA
Molecule: messenger RNA, 1209 nt
Organism: Ostreococcus tauri
Lineage: Eukaryota; Viridiplantae; Chlorophyta; Mamiellophyceae; Mamiellales; Bathycoccaceae
Product: Ion transport 2
Exons: 1
Coding region: 1-1209 (402 amino acids)
Biological process (GO): potassium ion transmembrane transport; stabilization of membrane potential
Cellular component (GO): membrane
Molecular function (GO): calcium ion binding; potassium ion leak channel activity
Source: RefSeq, a predicted model, not a curated record